UCUAAGGUGGAUGCUAUUAAUUUUUCUGUACCCUAGAAAUUACUAACAAAUAAUAUAAAUAAACAUAUAAAUUAAAAUGUAUUGAAAAAGAAAACAAGCAUUUGCAAAAAUACGACAAGUGGAUAAUAUUUUUUCAGUGUGUAAACAGCUAGUAAUUUUGUUGAGCCCUUUCAUCUACGUGUAGUUACCUUGCCAUGCAAACUUACUACGUGGCUAAACCUAACAUACUCUUUUUAACCAUAUUUAUUUCUUACAUAGCCAAAACGACGAAACAAUUCAACUCAAAGCAAAAACGAUUGAUUUCAUCAACAAAAUGAUGAACAUUAUAAUCCCUCUUGUGUCCCUAACAUUAUUGAUCGUAGUUUUGCCUCCAUAUCUCUUCUUCAAGUACAUUUUAGCCAUUUUACGACCCAUCUUUUCUGAAGACCUUAUGGGAAAAGUAGUCAUCAUCACUGGAGCCUCCUCUGGCAUUGGUGAGAGAAUGGCGUAUGAUUAUGCUAGCAGAGGAGCUCGUCUAGCACUAGUGGCCAGAAGAGAAGGCAGACUCCAGUCAGUGGCUAGCAUAGCCACCUUGCUAGGCUGCAAAGAUGUUAUCACAAUAACAGCUGAUGUUUCCAAAGUUGAAGAUUGUCAAAGAUUUGUUGAUAAAACAAUCAACUACUAUGGACGAUUGGAUCAUUUGGUGAACAAUGCUGGAGUAGCUCCUGUCUGCAUGUUUGGAGAAACACCUGACCUUACUAAGUUUGUUUCUGCUAUGGAUAUAAACUUCUGGGGUUCAGUGUAUGCAACACAUUUUGCAAUUCCAUACCUUAAAAAGACCAAAGGAAAGAUCAUAGUGAUUUCCUCUGCUGCCACAUGGUUACCAGUGCCAAGACUUGGCCUCUAUAGUGCUACCAAAGCAGCAGUGACAAGCUUUUAUGAGACAUUGAGAGUGGAAAUAGGGAAAGAGGUUGGCAUAACAAUUGUGUCUCCAGGCUUGACUGAAUCAGAAAUGACUCAAGGAAAAUUCUUAACCUCAAGAGGCACUUUAGAACUGGAUCAAGAAAUGAGAGAUGUUGAGAUGAGCAUGACACCAAUGAUGCCAGCCAAAGAGACUGCAAAAGCAAUUGUCAACAGCGCAUGUGAGGGAGCUUACUAUUUGACAGUACCAACUUGGAUAAGGUCUUUGUAUUAUUGGCAUGCCUUUAUUCCUGAGGUGUUGGAAUGGUCUAACCGGUUGCUGAUAAUGCCUAGACCAGGCUCCACAGAUAGAGAUACUAUUAGUAAGAAAAUAGUGGAAGUAUUAUAUGGAUUCAGGCCAUGUCUGCAGCCUGGGAUAGUUGAGUAUCCUGAUAUUGGUGAUAAUGGCCACAUGUCUUAUUCACACUACUAAAUAUUCAACUCGUUUUCUUGUGUCAAAUACUCUAUUUUUGUAAAACUUUUGAUAAUAGAAAAUGUAAUAUGUAUGAUACAAUAAGCUAGCUUUAUACAAGACAUGCCUCACUAAAUUUGAGUAGAAACAAUAAUCCACAAAAACCAUUUACAAUACAUAUAGUGCAGCUUAGGUAGAUCUGUUAUUGUUUUGAACCAUGUAAUUGGUAUCAACUGCUAUUAACAUUUUCAUCCUGAAAAUAUAUUCAUCUUAAUGUGUGGUUGAAGUCGUAUUAUCUGGCCAAAAACUGAACCCA
Messenger RNA from Cannabis sativa, 1667 nucleotides. RefSeq names its product 11-beta-hydroxysteroid dehydrogenase A-like. Bases 314 to 1372 code for a protein of 352 amino acids. Gene Ontology annotation, molecular function: oxidoreductase activity. The transcript has 6 exons. The record is from RefSeq and is a predicted model, not a curated record. Lineage: Eukaryota; Viridiplantae; Streptophyta; Magnoliopsida; Rosales; Cannabaceae.